GAGGCUGAAGGGACGCGUGGUUGGAGCCCGGUGAGGCGCCGCCGGCGGGUCGGCGGUCCGCGCUCGGCUCAGCUUGGCGCGCAGCUCUUGUUCCGUCCGCAUCCCGGGGAUUCCUAGCGGGUGGCGGCAAAACAACUUCUCCCAAAAGCCGGCAAGUGUAUAGCCAAAGACCGCCCCCUUUUCACACCGGAGCCCCUAAUGCAUCUACUUAAUAAAUGGUUAUAGGCGUGGGAGAGUUCACAAGUCCUGGAACUUUGUCCACGGCCAUGUCAACAGCGUGUUUUCAUCCCGAACAAAGGGCAACCCUCCUUUUGGAUGGUGCGAGGAAGUAGACCUGGGACAGCGUCGGCGGGAACGUACUUGUUGAGUGCUGCUUAGACGCUUGUGAAAAACUGGAAUAUUAUGUAGCAGGCGCCUCUGCUGAGUCAUGUUUCUGCGCGCUGCGACUGUGGGGAGACAGUUUCAAAAGACGUUCUCCCUGACCACUGCUGUGAUCACGGUUCUGAAGCCACCUUGGUGUCUGCACAGAGAGACUGUAAUUGGUAGAUAACGAGGGUUGCCCAACCAAGCCAAAGAUGCAGAGCACUCCUAAUCAUCUGUGGCUUCUGUCUGACAUUUUAGGCCAAGGAGCGACUGCAAAUGUCUUUCGUGGGAGACACAAGAAAACUGGUGAUUUAUUUGCUAUCAAAGUAUUUAAUAAUAUAAGCUUUCUUCGUCCAGUGGAUGUUCAAAUGAGAGAAUUUGAAGUGUUAAAAAAACUCAAUCACAAAAAUAUUGUCAAAUUAUUUGCUAUUGAAGAGGAGACAACAACAAGACAUAAAGUUCUUAUUAUGGAAUUUUGUCCAUGUGGGAGUUUAUAUACUGUUUUAGAAGAGCCAUCUAAUGCCUAUGGACUACCAGAAUCUGAAUUUUUAAUUGUUUUGCGAGAUGUGGUGGGUGGAAUGAAUCACCUCCGAGAGAAUGGCAUAGUGCACCGUGAUAUCAAGCCGGGAAACAUCAUGCGUGUUAUAGGGGAAGACGGGCAGUCUGUGUACAAACUCACAGAUUUUGGUGCAGCCAGAGAAUUGGAAGAUGACGAACAGUUUGUUUCUCUGUAUGGCACAGAAGAAUAUUUGCAUCCUGAUAUGUAUGAGAGAGCAGUGCUGAGAAAAGACCACCAGAAGAAGUACGGGGCGACAGUGGAUCUCUGGAGCAUCGGGGUGACGUUCUACCACGCAGCCACCGGCUCGCUUCCCUUCAGACCCUUCGAGGGGCCUCGUAGGAAUAAAGAAGUGAUGUAUAAAAUAAUUACAGGGAAGCCUUCUGGUGCAAUAUCUGGAGUACAGAAAGCAGAAAAUGGGCCGAUUGACUGGAGUGGAGAUAUGCCUGUCUCCUGCAGUCUUUCUCGGGGUCUUCAGGUGCUGCUUACCCCUGUUCUUGCAAAUAUCCUUGAAGCAGAUCAAGAAAAAUGUUGGGGUUUUGACCAGUUUUUUGCUGAAACUAGUGAUAUACUUCACCGAAUGAUCAUUCAUGUUUUUUCACUGCAACAAAUGACGGCUCAUAAGAUUUACAUUCAUGGCUAUAAUACUGCUACUGUAUUUCAUGAACUGGUGUAUAAACAAACCAAAAUUAUUUCUUCAAAUCAAGAACUUAUCUAUGAAGGACGACGCUUAGUCCUCGAGCCUGGAAGACUGGCCCAGCAUUUCCCUAAAACUACUGAGGACAAUCCCAUCUUUGUAGUAAGCCGGGAACCCCUGAGUACCACAGGGUUGAUAUAUGAAAAAAUUUCUCUUCCGAAAGUACAUCCACGUUAUGACUUAGACGGGGAUGCUAGCAUGGCCAAGGCAGUCACAGGGGUUGUGUGUUACUCCUGCCGAACCGCCAGCACCCUGCUGCUUUACCAGGAGUUGAUGCGGAAGGGGGUGCGAUGGUUGAUCGAAUUAGUUAAAGAUGAUUACAACGAAACUGUUCACAAAAAGACAGAAGUUGUGAUCACAUUAGAUUUCUGCAUCAGAAACAUUGAAAAAACUGUGAAAGUAUAUGAAAAGUUGAUGAAGAUCAACCUAGAAGCAACAGAGUUAGGUGAAAUUUCAGAUAUACACACCAAAUUGUUGAGGCUUUCAAGUUCUCAGGCCACGAUAGACGCCAGUCUCCAGGACAUCAACACCAGAUUAUCCCCAGGUGGGCUGCUGGCAGACUCGUGGGCACACCAGGAAGGAACUCAUCCCAGAGAUCGGAAUGUAGAAAAACUACAAGUCCUGUUAAAUUCCAUCACAGAGAUUUAUUAUCAGUUCAAAAAAGACAAAGCAGAACGAAGACUAGCUUAUAAUGAAGAACAAAUCCACAAAUUUGAUAAGCAGAAACUGUAUUACCAGGCCACAAAAGCUAUGGCCCUCUUUACAGACGAAUGUAUUAAAAAGUACGAGGCAUUUCUGAACAGGUCAGAAGAAUGGAUGAGAAAGAUGCUUCAUCUUAGGAAACAGUUAUUAUCUCUGACUAAUCAGUGUUUUGACGUUGAAGAAGAAGUAUCAAAGUACCAAGACUACACCAGCGAGUUACAAGAAACUUUGCCUCAGAAAAUGUUUGCAGCCUCCAGUGGACUCAAACAUACCAUGGCCCCAAUUUAUCCAAGUUCUAACACAUUAGUGGAGAUGACUCUGGGCAUGAAGAAAUUAAAGGAGGAGAUGCAAGGGGUGGUUAAAGAACUUGCUGAAAAUAAUCAUAUUUUAGAAAGGUUCGGCUCCCUGACCAUGGACGGUGGCCUUCGCAAUGUUGACUGUCUUUAGCUUUUCAAGGUGUUUGAGGAAAGUUUCAGUUUGCACAAAAUAUGCUGGGGCAUUAAAUGAAUGCCGUAGUAAGUGGCUUUCAUUUCUACAAUUCAGGAUUUGAUGUGGUCCUGUAAAUAUGUACAGUACUGUAAAUACAUUAAAAUAUAUGAAUUUUUGGCUGCUGUGAAGAUGUAAUUUUACCUUUUAACAUUUAUAAUUAUGUGAAGAAAUUUGAACUCUGAGCUCAAGAAGAAAGCCAUGACCGACCGAUAUGUUGAAAUCCUCCACUCCGAGUGAGGCUAACAAGUCACUCUCUGCCUGCCUGCCUGCUGGGAUGUUUUUAAGUGGAACCAUAACUGAGAUCCUCAUGAACUGGAGAGACUGCAAUUUGACACAUUUAUAAGUGGAAGAAUGGCGUGGUGGCUGCCGAGAGUGGGGAACCGAACCGAACCACUGUUUUACUAGGAUCACGAUUUUUUUGAGAAGGAUAAAGUGGCAUUAUUUCAUUUUACAGGGGCGCAGAUCUCAAUUAUUCUUGAGUCCAUCUAAUUUCCAAUGAAUUAUUGAACAAAGUUUCUUCUUUUUUUUUUGAGACAGAAUCUCACUUUGUCACCCUGGGUAUCACAGCUCACAGCAACCUCAAACUCUUGGGCUCAAACGAUCCUCCUGCCUCAGCCUCCCAAAUAGCUGGGACUACAGGUGCCUGCCACAACACCCAGCUAGUUUUUUAGAGACAGGGCUUCACUUUUGCUCAGGCUGGUCAGAACUUCUGAGCUCAGGCAGUCCACCCACCUUGGCCUCCCAGAAUGCUAAGAUUACAGGCGUGAGCCACCCCACCUGGGCUUGAGCAAAGUUUCUAAAGGGAACUCAUUAUUUAAAAAGACUCGUUUCUCUUUUGGCCAUAAAUGUGUAAUUGUCACAAAAGCUUUAGGGUCAUUUCAACUGUUUUAAGCGGUAUAUUUCUUUAAUUCUGCUUACUAUUUCAUGGAAAAAAAUCAAUAAAUGUCCUGAUUUUAAUGUAAAGAAUUUGUGUGUUUCUGUGUAUCCAAUUUGAGAAACAGAAUUUGUCUUUUGAAAGAAAUGGUAUGAGUAGUAGUAAAUUAUUCUCUCCUAAAUCCGCUCAUUCCAUAUUUAGAAGUUUUCAUUAAUUCAUGAUGUACAAAUCAAAAGGCAACAUUUUCUUUGAAAAAUCCAUCCAGAGUCAUAGGUUAACAGACUGUGCUCAUCAAGAAAUUAUUUUAUCCAACAGAAUUUUCAUGUGUUUUGGUUUUGGUUUCUGGCUUAUCAGGCAGAGGUGGGGGUGAUUCACACACACUGUAGAUCAUAAAGCUGUCCCCCCUAAAGUUGGCUAUAGGAUGUCAAAAACUAAGUCAUUCUAAGAACUGAGAAAGGAUUGCUUUUUAUUUGAGUUACUGGUUCAUUAUCAUAGUGGGGAAUUUUAAGUGUCACUGCAUACGUUACAGAAAUAAAUGCAGGGUGGCGCCUGUGGCUCAGUGAGUGGGGCGCUGGCCCCAUGUAUCGAGGGUGGCGGGUUCAAACCCAACUGAACUGCAACCAAAAAAUAGCCGGGCGUCGUGGCGGGUGCCUGUAGUCCCAGCUGCUCGGGAGGUUGAGGCAGGAGAAUCGCCGAAGCCCAAGAGCUGGAGGUUGCUGUGAGUCCUCUGACAUCUUGGCACUCUACCUAAGGCAGUAAAUGAGACUCUGUCUCUACAAAAAAAAAAAAAAUGCAAAGGUGAAUGCCCUGAUUACUGUAAAUAGUUAUCCAUGGUCAGGCAUCUGCUUAGUCUGAGAGUGUGGGGCAAGUGUUUAAUCCCUCGAUUUAAAUUUUCUAUUUGACCUUUUAACAUUAUAGUUUAAAUGUUUGUAUCAUUGAAUGUCAGGUAAAAAAUUUUACUCAAGUUCUGUCAUGAUUUUAGCACCUCUAGUAAAGAGCAGCAGGAAGCAGCCAUUACUAUAGGGGUUGUGUUUGUAUUAUAGUAUUGACAGAAAUGUACCUGUUCCUUACUAGUAUUUUUUAAGGUUUACUGGGUUUUGGUUUUUGGUUUUUGUGGGGUUUUUUGGAGAUAAGUUCUCACCCUGUUGCCCAGGCUACAGUGCAGUGAGUCACAGCUCACAGCAACCUCAAACUCCUGGGCUCAAGUGACCCUCCUGCCUCAGCCUCCUGAGUAGCUGGGACCACAGGUGCACACCCAGCUAAUUAUUUUUUUUUUUUAAUUUUUUGUAGAGAUGGGGGUCUCAUCAUGUUGCCCAGGCUGGUCUUGAACUUUUGGGUUCAAACAGAACUCUACCCUUGGCCUCUCAAGUGCUGGGAUUACAGGCGUGAGCCACGUGCCCAGCCAGACUUACUGUUUCAUUCCCCCAUCAUGGUGACGUGGAAUAGAGCAGUCUUGCUUCCAAUAGUUUACCCUCAAAAAUGCACCCUCAUUCAAAACAUGUUAAGUCAGUAAAUGAAUCAUGAUCUGUUUUCAGUCUGCUUUCAGUGACGAGUGAAAUUAACUUUAAAAUAAGUUACAGCUCCCAUUUAGUAGUGUUUUUCAAUAUUAGAAUGUUUCCAAAAGAUAAGGACUAAUGGCAUAAAAGAUAUAUAUAUAUAUAUAUAUAUAUAUAAAACAAAUACAAAUAGAAGAAUUAGUAGACUUAGCAUGACAGACAUUAUAAGUUCUAACAAAAAUUAAAGAGGAAAUUAUUGAAUAUAAAGUGUGUGAAAAGAGGUAGCUUCAAGUAAAUAGAAUUUUAAGGUUAGGAAAGAAA
Molecule: messenger RNA, 5498 nt
Organism: Nycticebus coucang (slow loris)
Lineage: Eukaryota; Metazoa; Chordata; Mammalia; Primates; Lorisidae
Gene: TBK1
Product: TANK binding kinase 1
Exons: 21
Coding region: 576-2765 (729 amino acids)
Biological process (GO): peptidyl-serine phosphorylation
Cellular component (GO): cytoplasm
Molecular function (GO): ATP binding; protein serine/threonine kinase activity
Source: RefSeq, a predicted model, not a curated record